Messenger RNA from Scylla paramamosain (green mud crab), 2818 nucleotides. It is a transcript of the gene PolD2, whose product is annotated as DNA polymerase delta subunit 2-like. Lineage: Eukaryota; Metazoa; Arthropoda; Malacostraca; Decapoda; Portunidae. Gene Ontology annotation, biological process: DNA replication; DNA strand elongation involved in DNA replication. The record is from RefSeq and is a predicted model, not a curated record. Bases 294 to 1628 code for a protein of 444 amino acids. Gene Ontology annotation, cellular component: delta DNA polymerase complex. The transcript is spliced from 15 exons. Gene Ontology annotation, molecular function: DNA binding.
AGUGUUAUUACCGUUUACCGGACUCACCUGUUUUGGUACUCGCAGCCUCCUGGGUGUACCUGUGGACGACUGGGAAUUUCAUCACUAAUGCUGACCACCGCCCUCUGCUGCGUGACGAGGAGGCUGCUGUGAGUCAGGAGCAAUCAAGGCCAGGUGCAGCAAGACAGUGUUUCCUCAACGAUCCGAAGACGUGCCGCCAUUAUCGGUGCUACACUGCCGCCUGGGAUCACCUGGAGGUUAAGGGCGCGAGGAGCAGUGAGAAGGCCGAGGAGCUGCUGAGUGUGCCCAAGAAGAUGGAAGUGGAGCAGGUCGAGCGAGUCACGACCACCUAUACCAACCUGUCCAAGAGAUUCGCGGUGUGGGGGAAGAAGGACAUGUCUCGCCAGUACUGCCUCAUCUACGCCGCCAGGCUGGAGAAAAUGCGGCCAUUGGUGCAGGCAAAGGCUAGGGAGAGAUGGGGCAAUGAGGUAAAAGUGAAGCGCCUCCACGACGUUGCCGGGGACGGGGAGGCUGAGAAGUGCAUCAUCAUUGGCACACUGUACAAGAAGCAGGAACUGAAGCCAUCCAUCCUGAAGGAGAUAUCUGAAGAGCACCAACUGAUGCCACAGCCAGUUGUCAAGAAUUAUGUUGGUGAAAAUGAUGAGAUUAUCCUUGAAGAUGAGGUGCAGAGGAUCCAGCUGAUUGGCAACAUUGACAUCCCCACACUGGUGACAGGCUUGGUGGUGGCUGUGCUUGGGAAGGCGUCUGAGGGAGGGAAGUUUGAUGUUAAGGAAACCUGUUAUGCUGGACUGCCGGAUGCUGUGCCACGGGAGGGACUCAGUCAGGACAGGUUUGUGCUUCUUGUGUCUGGCCUGGAGCUGAGCAAGGCCACAGAUCACCUGCUUCCCUUGGAGUUGAUGGUGGACCACAUCACUGGCCAUCUGGGGUGUCCUGAGGAGCAGGAAGAGGUCGCCUCCAUUUGCCGGGUCAUUAUAGCAGGGAACUCUGUACACAAUACUAAGGGUGAGAAGGACCAUGGUGACCUGAUGAAGGUGGUGCGGGAGCUGGACGACCUCCUCCUGCAGAUUGCUAGUUCAUGUCCUGUUGACUUGAUGCCGGGAGAGCUGGACCCAACAAACCACCUGCUGCCACAACAACCCCUCCACCCCUGUGUUCUGCCCAAGGCCAGAGGCUGCUCCACCAUGCAGGGCGUGACAAACCCUUACGAGUGUGAGGUGGGCGGCAGAGUGUUGGUGGGAACCUCAGGACAGAACGUGGAGAAUGUGAGUCGGUGCUCCACCCUGCAGGACCCUGUGGAGGUGAUGGAGAAGCUGUGUGAGUGGGGACACCUUGCUCCCACUGCCCCAGACAGCCUCUCCACUUACCCUUACUACAAGGAGGACCCCUUCAUCAUGACACAAUGCCCUGAUAUCUUCUUUGUUGGUAAUCAAGAAGCCUUCGCCUCCAAGGUUGUGGAAGUGUCUGGUCACAAGGUGCUGCUGGUGAGUGUGCCAAAGUUCAACACCACCGGCACUUGUGUCCUGGUGAACCUGAGGACCCUGGAGUGCCAGCCGAUGGAGUUCUCAUUUGGCCUUCCUUCCCCGGCAGAAGAGAAAACACCAGAGGCAGAGGGGGAGGGGGAGAAGUAGGAAGGUCAGGUGCUUCAGUAGUUUAGUGACGUUUUUUUUUUUUUUUUUUUUUUUUGUCAUUGUCGCUGUUUUUCGUUGAUAUCAUUAGGCAUUUUUCUCUGUCAUUGUUCUUGUCAUGUUUCCUCUAAUGUUUAAAUAUACCAAGAUCAUAUCAUCAUUAUUACCAUCAUCAUUGUUAUUAUCAUAGCUUGUCAUGAGAUUUCCUGAGGUUCACUAUUUUUACAUUAUCACCAUUCAUAAUCAUCACAUUUUCUGCUGUAUGAAUUUUCAACUUCUAGCAUUGUUUCUUCUUGGUCCUCCACAUUUCUCACCUUUCAUGUUUCAGUGCAGGAGAGUUCCCGCCUCUUAGCACCACUUCUGAUAUUUUCUUGUGUAUUGCAGGGAUUCACCGUAGGAAUGAGAGAAUAAUGUCUUGGUAGUGUAAAACCUUGGCAAUACCCUUGAGCCAUAUACUCGUAGUUGCAAAUAUGAAACCUUACUUUGUCUCAGAACCAUAUCAGUAAGAAUUUAGUUUUUAUACUUCUCUGAUUUAAUUUUGAAUGUUACUCAGUUUAACGUCACAACAGUCACAUAAGUAAAGUGCCUUAAGAAUUACAUAAUGUCCCACAGUUUUAAAUUGACUUGUAAUUGCAAGACUAAAGUUUUAUCUUGGUUAAGUGUACAGAUAGUGAAGGCAGUCACUAUAUACUAAGCUGGAUUGUUGUAGAUGAUGGAGAGUUAUGUGAAGGGAGAGUUCAUUCCAUUACCCAAAACUAAUGAGUGUGUGGGAGAAUUAUGUGAAGGGAAAGUUCAUUCCAUUAUCCAGAACUAAUGAGGGUGUGAAGAAGUGAGAUUCAGUCUUAACCCUUUCACUGCUAAACAUUGUCAUAUAAUACCUUACAAAUUUCUAGCCACUAAUUUUUAUACAUACUUUAUCCGAGAAAAUACAAAAUUAAUCUCUUAUUCUCCCUAUUGUAUCUCUCUGUGCAGACUAUAUUUUUAUGCUCUUCUGAAUGUUACCAAAAGAUGGCCAUGGCAGUAAAAGGGUUAAAGGUGUGGCGUGAGUGCAGGUCCUUAGACUUAAGGAAGACUGAAGGAGACACAUGCAGUUGGUCUAGUAUAGUAAGACCCUUAUUUGUGAAUUAUGAAUGAGAGUUUCAGAUAUUAAAGACUUUGAAAUAUGAAGUGAAUGAAUAAAAAAUAAUUUUCAA